AUGCCGACGCCGAGCGAGGCGAGGGGAGGGCGAAAGCCCUCUCCGUCCCGCUCGCCGAGGGCGCAGCGAUCCCCCCGCCUAGUUCCCACCACGGGCUCCACCACGGGCUCGAACACGGGCUCGAACACGGGCUCGAACACGGGCUCGAACACGGGAACGACGCCACCGCUCGAUUCAGCUUCAGCGUCGUGUUCAGCGGGGACAAGCGUCACGAGCACGAUCUCGGGCUCCCCCCGACGCUUCUGGUCCUGGGGCGAACCCGUCACGCCGCGUCUUGAGGCGACAGAAGAUGAGGAGUGGGAGUACGUCGAUGUCGAGGAUGGCAUGGUUGGCGAGCUUGAGCUGGAAGUUGUCAAGGACGUGGCGAGUGGGUUGGGGCAGGGGCUGGCCUAUGCCGAGGUCGUGAGGCAGUGA
Molecule: messenger RNA, 414 nt
Organism: Trichosporon asahii var. asahii CBS 2479
Lineage: Eukaryota; Fungi; Basidiomycota; Tremellomycetes; Trichosporonales; Trichosporonaceae
Exons: 1
Coding region: 1-414 (137 amino acids)
Source: RefSeq, a predicted model, not a curated record